This is a messenger RNA of Rhizopus microsporus ATCC 52813, 460 nucleotides long. RefSeq lists its product as uncharacterized. The transcript has a single exon. NCBI's taxonomy places the organism in Eukaryota, Fungi, Mucoromycota, Mucoromycetes, Mucorales, Rhizopodaceae. The coding region runs from base 136 to 366 and encodes 76 amino acids. The record is from RefSeq and is a predicted model, not a curated record.
GCAAAUACUAUUACCACGCUGAUACAAUAUUGAUUUUUUUUCUUUUUAGGGAAGAUUUAUCUCAAAAGAAUCGGCCAGUAGCAAGAAACAGCAAAGUCCCAGCUCUCUGCCAUAGGUGACAAGGCCAACUUGAGGAUGUGUUGUACCUCUGCCAACAAAACUGACGAUUUAGACAACAUUGAGUUUGCGAAGAACAUUAACAAAGGCAAGCAUUACGCCAAUCAUGCCAGUCAUCGAAAGAGUUUUAAGAGAGGCCAAAAGCUAGCGGCGAUCAACUAUAUUAGAAGAAGGGAGAUCUCCGUAAAGCCCGUGCUUUUGCUGGAGCGACUAAUGGGCUUUGGAGAGAGGGAUUAUAUCAAACCGUAACCAUUUCACCAUGAUGGUGAAUAAUGAUACGACCAUGGGCCACUGGAAGCAUCGACAAAGCUCGCCAUAUGAUGAUAGUAAUAAUAGGUCUAGG